This is a messenger RNA of Durusdinium trenchii, 366 nucleotides long. Lineage: Eukaryota; Dinophyceae; Suessiales; Symbiodiniaceae. The record is from the annotation of a GenBank genome assembly.
AUGUUGGAUCAAGCUUGCAGCAAUCUCCUUCCCACAACAGCCUGGGACACUCAGAAAAUGGGUGAUGUGGAGCGAUCCCGCAAAGCGAUGGAGCAGAGCAUGCUUGAUAUGAAGUUGCAAGAGACAGGGGAAAGAGAACGAUUGAAAGAGUAUAUCACAACUCAACUGAAUGAAUCGGGCUGGCGAGAGGAGUUGAAGAAGCAAUGCGUUGCAUUCAUUCAAGAAAAAGGUGUGGAGAAGGUCUCCUUGGAGGAAAUGAUCAACGACAUUGCUCCGCAAGGAAGGGCUACACUUCCAGAAAAGCUGAAAGUUGACGUCUUCAACCGUUUGAGGAGCUUUGCAGAAAAGCAGGGCUUCGAGCACUAG